This is a messenger RNA of Pyrenophora tritici-repentis Pt-1C-BFP, 2433 nucleotides long. RefSeq names its product MetF, 5,10-methylenetetrahydrofolate reductase. Gene Ontology annotation, biological process: tetrahydrofolate interconversion. Lineage: Eukaryota; Fungi; Ascomycota; Dothideomycetes; Pleosporales; Pleosporaceae. Gene Ontology annotation, cellular component: cytosol. The record is from RefSeq and is a predicted model, not a curated record. Gene Ontology annotation, molecular function: FAD binding; methylenetetrahydrofolate reductase [NAD(P)H] activity.
AUGCACAUCUCCAAGAAACUCACCCAGGCAAGGGAGGAGGGAAAGCCAACCUUCUCCUUUGAAUUCUUUCCACCAAAGACCGCGCAGGGAGUCCAAAACCUCUACGACCGCAUGGACCGCAUGCAUGGCUUCGGUCCACAAUUCAUCGACCUCACAUGGGGUGCGGGCGGCCGCCACUCCAAGUUGACAUGCGAGAUGGUAAAGGUCGCCCAAACCGUCUACGGUCUCGAGACCUGUAUGCACCUCACAUGUACCGACAUGGAGAAGUCCAAGCUCGACGACGCCCUUCGCGAAGCCUACCAAUCUGGCUGCACAAACAUUCUUGCCCUGAGGGGAGAUCCGCCGCGGGAACGAGAGAAGUGGGAAGCAACUGCUGGUGGCUUCCGCUAUGCAAAGGAUCUGGUCGUAUACAUCAAGGAGAAAUAUGGAAACCACUUCGACAUUGGUGUGGCAGGAUACUCAGAGGGCAGUGAUGACAAUGACAAUGUCGACGAGCUCAUCGACCACUUGAAGGAGAAGGUUGACGCCGGAGGAACCUUUAUCGUGACCCAGAUGUUCUAUGAUGUCGACAUUUUCCUUGAGUGGGUGAGGAAAGUUCGCGCGAAGGGCAUUGACGUUCCCAUCAUCCCUGGUAUCAUGCCAAUCCACACGCACGCAGCCUUCCUACGAAGAGCGCAGUGGACCAGGUGCAACAUCCCACAACAUUGGACCGAUGCCCUUGAACCUGUAAAGAAUGACGAUGUCGAAGUGCGUGAAGUCGGCAAGAUGCUGGUCGCAGACAUGUGCCGGAAGCUGAUUGCUGCUGGUAUCACGCAUCUGCAUUUUUACACGAUGAACCUUGCACAAGCCACGCGCAUGGUCCUCGAAGAGCUAGAUCUCCUACCAGACGUCGAGGCGCCAUUGGAGAAGCCUCUCCCCUGGCGACCCUCUUUGGGUCUCAACCGACGCGACGAAAACGUACGUCCCAUUUUCUGGCGCAACCGCAAUCGAUCCUAUGUCGCACGUACACAAGAUUGGGACGAGUUUCCCAAUGGCCGCUGGGGAGAUUCGCGCUCUCCGGCCUUUGGUGAAUUGGACUCUUAUGGCAUUGGUCUGAAGGGCACCAACGAGCAGAACGUAAAGCUAUGGGGAUCACCCAUGUGUAUCAGAGAUCUGUCCGAUCUCUUCGUGCGUUAUAUGGAAGGAAAACUGGAUUCUUUGCCCUGGAGCGAACAGGCCAUCACGACUGAAGCCGGGCCCAUCCGCAGUGACCUGAUUGAUUUGAAUCGUCGCGGGUUUCUAACCAUCAACUCGCAACCUGCUGUCAACGGUGCCAAGUCAUCAGACCCAGUGUUUGGCUGGGGUCCCCGUAACGGCUACGUCUAUCAAAAGGCGUAUUUGGAGGUCUUUGUCUCUCCGGAAUACAUCUCCGAGAUCAUCACUCGUCUGGAGCGCGAUCCCGAGUUCACAUACUACGCAGUGAACAAGGAUGGAGACUUGAAGACGAACGCACCCAAUGAAGGACCCAAUGCCGUAACAUGGGGUGUCUUCCCGGGCAAAGAGAUCGUACAGCCGACCAUUGUCGAGACGGUCAGCUUCCUCGCUUGGAAGGACGAGUUCUACCGCCUCGGUCAGCAGUGGGCGAACUGCCAUGCUGGUGUAAGCCCUUCGCGUUACGUUAUUCAGGACAUCGUGGACACAUGGUACCUGCUCAAUAUUGUACAUAACGACUUCCACGAGACCCGUGGGAUCUUCCCCAUCUUCGACGGCCUAGAGGUCAAGGACAUGGAUAAGCCACUGCACAACCCUAGCGUUGACCUCCCUGGAGUCAACGGUACCGAGUCGACAAACGGAACCAAUGGCACGAAUGGUGACGCUGAAGCUCCAGGCUUGAUCGAGACCGCCAAAGCAGCAGCUGUUGAGGUCACGAAUGGUAUAAAGAGCCUGGCUGUCUCCAACUAAACCUAUCUGGUGUUAGACGAUGUGCAAUCUUACUGCUUUCAACACGGCAAGACUGUUUCAUUUUCGGCGUUUUGAUUUUCGGACAUUUCUUCAGAUGUCUCCACUAAUGGUAUGGUGUACAACACCAGAGGAAGCGGCUUUCCACUUUCAACAGUAUCCCGCAAGUUUCGGGCCUUGAUCUAUCUGGUGGUAAUUUCGAAGUUUCUCGGAGUUUCGUGGUCUAUCUCUAUUUUACUUUAUCUCUAUCUCAACAACAAGCGCGUGACACAUUGCACAGCGCAUGUGUCGGAGCAUCUGGGAGGCGUCUAUUCAACCCGACGACCGUCGCAAAAGUCCAUGUAGUGCAACAACCUCAAAAGUUCGAUGGCAUUAGUGUAGGACUUAAGAUGACGGAAUGAGCUUUUUAAGAUACCCGACUGCUGCCCUCAACGGCAGUGGUCAACUUUUUCACUCCAAUUAAACAUUGACAUUCCAGUAGAAUCAUACACUAGA